AUGCAACUAGCGUUACUGGACUUUGAAGCCGCGUUCGACUCUCCUCACCGAGGCCGUCUUCUCAACGUGCUCCGCGCCGAUGGAGUACCAGGAAAGUUCGUUCGCUUGCUUGAUUACAUGAAUCAACGAACAAUUGCUGCAGUUCGAACACCAGCCGGAUGUACAACACCCUUUGAAGUGGUAACUGGAGUAAGACAAGGAGCAGUGGCAGAACCCUUCCUGUUUAAUUUCGCCAUUGACGACAUUAUGCGAAGAACAGUCGACCAGUGUCCUGCCAACAUUGUCUUAGCACCAUCAGGGUGCCUCUUGACUGAUCUAGAGUACGUCGACGAUGUUGUUAUAUUCACGGAAAGCAGUACGAAACUUCAACAUGUUGUCAACCUUGUAUCGAAGCUGGCUGCAUCCUAUGGACUACGUCUAUGCCCUGAUAAAUGCAAACAGAUGGGGAUCUCUUCGAGACCUCGAACGGGAAUCAGGGUGGACGGACAACCGAUAGAACUUGUCGAUGAGUUCUGUUACCUGGGUUGUACGCUGAAGAACAACGGCAGCUACGAGAUCUUCUUCAGCAAUGGUGCACUAAGGCCACUUCUGCACUUAACUCCUUAA
This is a messenger RNA of Necator americanus (New World hookworm), 606 nucleotides long. RefSeq lists its product as uncharacterized. NCBI's taxonomy places the organism in Eukaryota, Metazoa, Nematoda, Chromadorea, Rhabditida, Ancylostomatidae. The transcript has a single exon. Bases 1 to 606 code for a protein of 201 amino acids. The record is from RefSeq and is a predicted model, not a curated record.